This is a messenger RNA of Oldenlandia corymbosa var. corymbosa, 1014 nucleotides long. Lineage: Eukaryota; Viridiplantae; Streptophyta; Magnoliopsida; Gentianales; Rubiaceae. The record is from the annotation of a GenBank genome assembly.
AUGGAGAAGUUAACAAAAGCUAGUGAUCCCAAAGAAAAUGUGGAAGCAGGAUCAGCAGAAUCAAGUCAAUACUACUACUACUCACAAGCACGGCAACUGGUGGGCUCUGCUUCAUUCUCCAUGGUUUUGUACACUGCUGUCAAACUGAAGCUGUUCGAAAUCGUCGGCCAAUUCGGAAAAAUGACAGCAGCCCAGAUCGCAUCCCGACUCCCUGGUUAUAAGAACCCGGAUGAAGGAGCUUCCAUGAUCGACAGGAUGCUGCUGUUGCUCAGUAACUUCUCACUUUUCACCUGUGAUGUGGUUGAGAUUCAGUGUGAAGAUGGCGGCGUGAAGGACGAAAGAGUUUACAGGUUAUCUCCGAUCGGGAGGUUUUUCGUGCCGGACGAAGAGGGUCAUACUAUUGCUCAUUUGGCUGAAAUGAUGCUUGACAAAGUUUUCAUGGACAGUUGGUACGAAUUGGGAAAUGCUGUUCUGGAAGGUGUGGCGCCAUUCGACAGAGUUUAUGGCAUGAAUCAAUUCGAGUACAAGGCCACGGAUCCUAGGUUCAAUGAGUUAUUUAAUAAGGGAAUUGCUGGUUCGACCUCCACAAUUAUGAAGCAUCUGCUUCAUGAAUACAAGGGCUUUGAGGGCAUUCAGAAGUUGGUUGAUGUCGGAAUUGAACACAUUGGAGGAGACAUGUUUGAUAGUGUACCAGGAGGAGAUGCCAUUUUCUUGAAGAGUGUACUUCAUGAUUGGGGUGACGAUCGUUGCUUGAAGUUACUCAAAAACUGCUUCAAAGUUCUACCCGAAAAUGGAAAAGUAAUUGUUAUUGAUCCCAUUGUAACCCGAAAGCCUGACGGUAGCGUCUACUCAAAAUAUGUUAGCCAGAUGGAUAACUUGAUGAUGACUGUAAAUCCCGGAGGAAAAGAGCGAUCGGAAUCCGAAUUUAAGGCAUUGGCUAUUGGUGCUGGGUUCAGAGCUUUGCAAGCUCAACUUUUUGCCGGUUACAUUGGGGUCCUUGAACUGUACAAGUAG